Rubroshorea leprosula is the source of this 2341-nucleotide messenger RNA. NCBI's taxonomy places the organism in Eukaryota, Viridiplantae, Streptophyta, Magnoliopsida, Malvales, Dipterocarpaceae. The record is from the annotation of a GenBank genome assembly.
AAAAGGAAUUUUUGCAAUCAAUACUUUGGUAAAAAUGGAGUUUUUUAGAGAACUUAGAGAGCUUCGGGGUAACCAGGGGAGGGAAGAGGAAGAGGAGAGUAGCACAAGCUCAAGCGCAGGUGGGCACUCUGACAACCACCAUUCUACAGCCUCUAAAGGCUCAUCUUCAAAGAGGACGCCCAGUGAGGUAGGAGAUGGGAGGGAAGAUGCUAACAGCCCUUCCAUGGUGCCCGUGGAGGCAAAUGUACCUAUGUUUGCAGAGUGGGAGAGUAAAACCAUUGGUGGCAGGUUCGGCAAUAUCUGCAAAGCACCAAAAGAUUUGCCCGCUGGAUUUAGGUUUAAGGCGGCACUUCACCAUGAUGUAGCAGAUAAUGCCGCCUCUAUCAGAGGAUACAAAAAAUUGGAGGAGAUGGUGAGGCAAUAUCAAAUCCCCAAAACAAUUUUGAUACGAACUAGCAUGAAGAAUGAAAGGGCAUGCUCAGUGUUUAGGACUAGAUGGGUGCUAGUAGUACGAGCUGGUCCUAACGCAGCUGACCCCCAACAGCAUAAAGUUUGUUAUAGGAUUUAUGUUGUUGUAUGCGAGGUUGGAGAUACCCGUAAAGGCGAUAGUCUUCAAGUUGCUGUUCCAGUGUUAUUAUGCCUUUCCACUAGCGGGACAAGGUGGUACUACGUCUCCGGGAAGGAGAAGAUGAUGCUUUUUAUGAACGUAAGGAAUAAAGUAGUGAGGUGGAAGAGACAGUUCAUUUUUGUUCGUGACACGCGAACAAAGAAGAUGAAUAACAAGCUCACUGCCCGUAUUUUUGAGUGGCAUGUUCCAAACACGCAUGUGAACUAUCCCCAACUGACUCCUCGCGAUGUCGACCUAAAAAAUCAACUGCUAGAUUAUGUUAGGGUUGAGGGAUUAGUGGAUUUAAAGGCCCUGGUUACCCCCAAGCAGCUCGUUGUGUUUGGGUUUGUUGACAUGCAAAACCACUAUACUGAAGAAAAAAUGAGUAAUGUAUUAGAGAGGCAACGUCAACGAGCUCAAAGCUCGCAAGGUCGUGGGGCGGGGUCCAGCUCGCAAAGAGAGCUAAAGUGGCACCUUGUAGCUCACAAAGGCGAGCUUGUGACGAUUCAGAUGUUGAGGAUGACGUGCCGCUUAUUCAGUGUAGAACAAGCUCAAGCACUUAGCCCACCCCAACUGCUGCAGCUCACCCGCUUAGCAUGCCCUCAUUUUCUGCAUGCGAUGUUGUCGAGCUAUUGGCCACAUUUGCAACUUUUUGUUCCCCCGGCAGAUCAACAACGUGUAAAAGCGCAUAUUCAACAACAUGAGGGCCAUGUUGCUAUGUUGAAGUUGAUGGACGCGUUCAGCUACAUGGUUGCACUUUUUGAGUGCGAACAGGGGGCACACAGGCAAACUCGUGAGCUCAAUGACAGUUGCAAACAAUUGACUUCUGAAAAGGCAAGCCUGGUGGACGAGGUCAACUACUUGCAAAGCUCCAAGAUGGCCAAUCGAGCUGCAUCAGCUAAAAGCCGAGCUAACGAGUUGGCUAACAAUGUAAAUGAGCUGAAGGAGGAGCUGCAGAAGGUUCAAGUAGAAAAGGAAAGUAGGAUUCACACAACGAAGGAUGAGGCCAGCCGUGUUGAGGAGCAUGCAAAAAAGGCAGAAGCUGAUAGGGAUAAGGCUUUGAACGAGUUAAACUCCCUACAACAAAAGGUGACCGAAGCCAACCAAAACAUUGCUCACGCUGAAGAGGGGUUGAGAAAAGCUAGAAGUUCUCACCAACACUCCAUAAGCAUCGCCCGAGCUCGAAGAGCAGAGUGGUAUGUUGGCUCGGACAUGUUCCCAAAUGUCGUGGCCAUAGUGUCUCUAAACACUACCAUGGAGAUCUACAACGAGAUCCAUGGGAAGCUGAACGAAAAGGAAGUGCUGGUGUGGCCUCCUUCAGUCUUAGAGGAAGGAGAGGAUCCGGAGGGUCUACCUAGGUUUGACUCAUGGGUAGAUGGGCCACCCGAGGUGGAAGCUGAACCUUCCAACACUCCUCCCUCUUCUCAACUCGUCACCAAGCCAACUCGCACUUCUAAAGCUCACUUCUCUCUUGCUCAUGCUGAUGCAUCUAUUCCUAUCGAUCUGACGGAUGAUUAGCCUUAGGUUUGUGUCUUUGUUUUGUAAUUUUUUUGUGUAUUGAUCAAACGACCUCUUUGAAAACUUAAUCAUCACCUGAAUGUACUUGAACAUAUACAUUUUUUUUGUAAAGAAUUACCAUUUGGGAGAUAUUUUAUGAAACUUCAUAUUUAUUGAAUUUGUGUACAAUUUACAUAUUCUGAAUAUGUUGCAAGAUAAUAUACACACUAACUAUAA